Molecule: messenger RNA, 705 nt
Organism: Ruditapes philippinarum (Manila clam)
Lineage: Eukaryota; Metazoa; Mollusca; Bivalvia; Venerida; Veneridae
Product: V(D)J recombination-activating protein 1-like
Exons: 2
Coding region: 1-705 (234 amino acids)
Biological process (GO): V(D)J recombination
Molecular function (GO): sequence-specific DNA binding; endonuclease activity; ubiquitin protein ligase activity
Source: RefSeq, a predicted model, not a curated record
AUGACAGAGGAUCCAGCAUUAUUACUGAAAACAUACAUUAAAGAUGGAGCAGAUGGAAUGGGUGAUGUUUCUGUACACUGGGAAAAAAAACAAGAACGUUGCUAUUUGAAAGGAAAAAUUUUGAGAAUAUAUACAAAAGAUGGUUGGAGGAGACAUGAAAUAGCGUUUUUCACAUCGAUGAUAGAUGAAAAAUUUGAUAGAUCUGAAUCUGGAUUAGCAGGCAGUGGGUCUAGUUACAUAUGCACUUUAUGUGAAGCAACAAGGGAGACUGCAAAAUCUGAAUUAGGGUUAUUCAAUGUUACAAGAACUUACAAACAAACAAAGGAAAUUGAUGAUUACAUUAAAAUAAAUCCUGAUAAUCUUAGUCAAGCAAAAUUGGAUCAAAUAUAUGUUGGUGUAAAGCAGGUGCCUAUAAUAUGUGCUGACGCAAUCGAAAAAGGAAUUGACUCUACACAUGCUGAUAUAAAUAUGGCUAGCUUUUCCAAGAAACUGAUAGUAAGAGAAAUUGUUGGAAUCAGUAUCUGGGAGAUGCAGGCUGAUAUAAAAGUUCUACUUUUAGAAACAGAAUUUGAUAGGCACAUGAGGCUGAAAACAGGUAUUAACCCUGCUCUAAUGAUGCCUGGAAAUUAUGCAAGAACUGUUUUUGAUGUAAAAAAUGAACACAUAGUAUGUGAAUUAAUAGAAUCAGUUGAAGAAGAAAUUUAA